Telopea speciosissima is the source of this 906-nucleotide messenger RNA. RefSeq names its product zinc finger protein GIS3-like. The record is from RefSeq and is a predicted model, not a curated record. Lineage: Eukaryota; Viridiplantae; Streptophyta; Magnoliopsida; Proteales; Proteaceae. Gene Ontology annotation, molecular function: transcription cis-regulatory region binding; DNA-binding transcription factor activity. Gene Ontology annotation, biological process: trichome morphogenesis; cytokinin-activated signaling pathway; trichome differentiation. Gene Ontology annotation, cellular component: nucleus. The transcript has a single exon. Bases 94 to 882 code for a protein of 262 amino acids.
UCAUGCUGCUUUUGUAACCAAUUAACCGUGCAUUCGUUUCGUUUCUCCCCUGGUAGCUUUGCAGAGAGCUGGAGUUUCUUUUUAAUUCAAAUAAUGGCUGAAGUGGAUUACCAAACAAAGCCAAAUAAUAGUGCAACUACAACCACCAACCAUAACAACAACGUACGUCUAAAGCUCUUUGGCUUCAACGUCUCAGAAGAAGAGGAGGUAGAUUCAAGCAAAACAAGAUCAGAGUCACCGGAAUCCGGGGUUUUCCCCGCCAGCGAUGGCCGGAAAUACGAGUGCCAGUACUGCUGUCGUGAAUUCGCAAACUCACAAGCGUUGGGUGGCCAUCAAAACGCUCACAAAAAGGAAAGGCAACAACUCAAGCGCGCCCAAAUGCAAGCAGGUCGAAACUCUGGUGCUUCUUACGUCCGAAAUCCCAUGAUAUCUGCCUUCGCUCCUCCACCUCACCUCCUCGCUCCCGCGACCCCGCUAGUGGUUCCGGCAGCGGCGCACCAAUCACAUCCCUGGGUCUACGUAUCAAGGGCUGCGCCGCCCUUCCACGUGUCUCACGGCUGUGUCUUCCCUUCUGGUGGUGCCGGGAGAGCACCGGCUUCGACACUUACGUACGCAGGAGGGGAUAUGAUGAGUUUGGGAGAGUCAAGGACAACGCCGAUGAUGAUGACGUCGACCACGACGAUUGGGUCUCAUUCUUAUUCUCAUUCUCAGGUUUCACCUCAUCAUCACCAUCAUCAACAUCAUGAGUCUGCGGUUGUCCCUUCGUUGAGUAGGUUCUCCACAUCAGGUGGUGAUGGGGAUUGUGGCGGUGGUGGUGGGUCCAAUUUCGAUGAUCCUUUCGGCUUGGAUUUGCAUCUCAGCCUUGCACCAGCUGCGCCUUAAUUAGACUCUACUUCAUCAGUUAGC